This is a messenger RNA of Salvia splendens (bonfire salvia), 3278 nucleotides long. RefSeq lists its product as uncharacterized. Bases 1293 to 2030 code for a protein of 245 amino acids. Lineage: Eukaryota; Viridiplantae; Streptophyta; Magnoliopsida; Lamiales; Lamiaceae. The record is from RefSeq and is a predicted model, not a curated record. The transcript has 10 exons.
CGUUGAGAUUUGCAAUCGCGUCAAUUACGCCUUUUCAACGCCCCACCCCUUAAUCACGUAUCAUCUCUCUCCUUUCCUCCAUUCCAUCCUUUCGACUUUCCACUCCACUCCAUCGCCGUUCUUUGAAGCGCCAAUCCUCCAGCAAUUCUUCGUCGGUGUUGACGCGACCACUCUUCCGCGGUGACAUGAGUUCUGCGAGGCGAGCGGGCCAAGCGGCAGGAGAGUCAUCCGGAGACGGUUGUUAUUUGAUCAGCGAAACGUCUACGAAAAGGGAAAUCAGUAGACGAUGGGGAGUCGAGUGGGAAGAGGACAAGACUGGCUGGAAAGCCUUCAACAGCUGCUGUUGGUGUCCCUGUACAAGUCAAGAGACCUCAAUUGAGAACCAAGAGAACCACUUGUUUUUUCCAGCGCAUCCUGAAGUCUGUAAACGAAAGGCAGAAAACUGUUGUUAGGCAGCUCGACUUCGGUGGACUACUCGACUAUAACGUGGCCUCUGUUCCGGGAACAUUAGCGUAUUGGCUAUUAGAGCAUUUUGACCACCUACGGUGCAGUCUUAUGCUUCCUAAUGGUGUUGAGGUAGUUGUUGACACGAAGGACGUCGAGCUUAUUUUUUGUUUCCCAAAUGGUGGGAUUACAAUUGAUCGAUGCGACAGAAACACAGGCAUCAAAUACCUGGAAACCGUUCCACUUGAUGAGGAGGCUGAUGUGAAUGUUAUGCAGACAAAGGUCCUAGAAACGAAGAUGCUAUAAGAAACUGGGGGGGGCACUUUUUAAGAAAAUAUUCCUGUUAUUGCUGGAAACUGCUCUCAUUGAGACCUCCCCUUGUGGCUAUGUCAGACCACGGAUUGUUGACAUUCUCGGUGAUUUGCAGAAGGUAAAGAAGCACAAUUGGUGUAGGUACUUUCUAGAAAAUCUGUUGAGGACGCGCGAGCUGUGUAAGAAGAACAGAUCCAAGGUUUUCAGCGGGCCAAAAGUUUUCCUAGUGACCUUCUACGUCGAUCUCGAGUAGUGCAUCGUAGGAGAUGUGUGGCACGUGCCAUUUCUAGAAUAAAGGGAUGGACGUCCGAACUGUAGAAAGAGAGAGAGGACGAGGAUAUGAAAGAAGUUGGUUUUGGUCUUGACGAGUGACUUCACAGUUGGAUGAGAAUGAAAUGGGUGGUGCGGAAAUGACAACAUGAGUGCAACCGCCGGCUACUGAAGAUGUUGUUGAACCGUCGGCCACUGAAGAUGGUGAACCGCCGUCAACUGAAGAUGUUGUUGAAGAGAAAUAUUCUUCGGAUGAAGUAGUGUAUAUGAGGGGUGUUUGGGGGGCAACCAAACACAUAGGCGACAGUUUCAAGAUGCUGGCCAAGGAAUUAAAUAAAGCUCCUCCAGAAAUCAAGAAGAAGGACAGCUUUAGAAUAACGUGUGACACUCUCUGGAGGGCGUUUAGGUUGGACAAAAAGGACUUUGACCCUGUGGAGUCAAUGACGCAGUCGCAGACUGCCAAUUAUAGUGCAACGGAAGACUGGUCAGAGUCCUUGAAAUCUCUGUUGGACGCGGCUGAUGAAAUGGAAAUUCUAGAAAACAAAGACGAUUACCCAAGCUUCAGCCUUGGGUUCGAUUCCAGCCAGGAUGAUGACGCUUGUCAACCUGAAGCAGAACCUCAACUUGAGACAAACAAUACAACACAUGAUGAAGAGGGUGAUGCGUCGGAGUACGAGCUAAGGGAGCCAUCCGACCUGGACGUGGAGAGAGAGGACACUGCUGAUUUGGGAGGUUGCGGUCUGGAAUUGAUUGUUGUUAGUGACAUUGGAAAAGAGUUGGCUGUCAUAGAGCCUGUGGCUAGUGCACAAGUAGGAACAGUUGUGAAUGAGGAGAAUGCAAUCGAUGUAGCUAGUGCUAUUGCGCGUGAUGUUGUGUCAAAGCACGACGCCGUAGACGUAGCCGUUUGCUUUGCCGUGGAAGCAGUCCUGGAGCUAGGUGAUGCUGCUUUCGAAACACAAACAGAUACGGUGGGUGCUGAUGCAUGUAUAUUACCUGUACGUUGAGAUGCAGAGAUGCCUCGUGAACAGAGCACGUAUGCUGAAAUACAACCUGCUCCAGCAAGGAGUCUCAGACUGCCUACAGGCAGAAGAGAGGGUGCAGCAUCAACGCGUAUCAGCCUAACAUGGACUCGAGAAUAGAGGGAUUGUUACCAAUUCUUUCUUGCGACACCCUACAUGUGGACGGAUCAUGUUAUUUACGCUGACGAUGUUGUGAAAGUUACUAAAAAGAAAUUUAGCUUGUUGAAGCCACACGAGGCUGUUCACGCUGAAGUUAUCGAUAUUUGGGCUUCUUAUCUGAAUGGCAUGGAGGUGCAUAAACCAACACAGAAGCCCAGCAGAUUGUUUGUCACAACGGCUGCGACAACAUACAAUGUGGUUGAACGGAGAGCUUGUUGGGAAAAAUCUAAAGCUGAAUUAACAUUCUGCGAUGAAAUAGAUGGUCAAUUCAACAGCGCUGGAACUUUUGACAUCACACUUUAUGAUUUGAUUUUUUCCCUAUAUAUUCAAAGAUGUAUUACUAUUUGGUGUGCUUUUCAUUGAAGACUGGGGUUGCGGAUGUCCUAGACCAGGUUGUGCCUGAGAACGGUAUUCCAGAUCGGGCCAAAUAUGGGAGGGACUUGGAUCUACUAAGGGAUUGUCUUGGUUUUUAUCUCAAGUCAAAGGGAUUCGAAAAACUGUCUGAGAUCAUAAUCAAGGAGCGUAGUAUGCGCUUGCUGGAAUUGCCAUGGAAGACGACUCAAGCCACUAAUGACUCGGGUGUAUUCCUGAUGCGACACAUGGAGACUUACCUGGGAAACCCGACCAAUUUAAUGACAAUGGGUCUUCAAGGAGUUAGUGUGAGGCUUCUGCAGAUUCUGAGGGGGAGAUAUUGCAAGGACAUGCUCCUUGCACCGUUCAACGAUUGCAGAGAAAGAUUCUCGUCUUACAUUAGUCAUUACAUCAAUGUGACUCCCAACUUCUGGACAGAUUAUGCGAGGCAUGUUAAUGGAAUGUUGAACAUGGCACCCCGCAACGAGCAACCCAAUAAGCCGGCAAGGAAGAAAAGCAAGAUAACUUGAGUAGAUUUGGAAUUCACUAGUAUCCGUUUAAAUGAUAAUGGUAGUUGUUUGUAUAUUGGUAUUCUCCUAGAGAUGCUAAUGUUAGUUGUGGGAUACUGGUAAUUGUUAUUUUGGCUUGUGGAGGUCUUUUUUAUUUAGUGAAGCAUCAACAUUAAGAAUAUCUUUCAUUUAAUGAAACAUGUUAUUGAUGUCC